Messenger RNA from Drosophila albomicans, 2032 nucleotides. RefSeq lists its product as uncharacterized. Lineage: Eukaryota; Metazoa; Arthropoda; Insecta; Diptera; Drosophilidae. The record is from RefSeq and is a predicted model, not a curated record. Bases 173 to 1579 code for a protein of 468 amino acids. The transcript has a single exon.
UUGAGCUCGCUUCGCCGCCAACUUGAACGCCUACAACGCUUUAUGGCGACGACGACGACGACGACGACGUUGACUGCGACAUCGACAGCGACUUCAACCUGAAAUCGAUUCGGUUUUUGUGUUCUUGUUCAACAGUCGCCGUCGGAUAUCGCAGUUGAUCGGUCACGCCACGAUGCUCAAUGGAAAGUUCUACACAGGGCUGCCGCCCAAAAUGGUGGAGCGUCAGAGUGGCAACGGUAUGAAUCGCCAGGAGUCGCAUUUCUUUUGGCCCGACGACACGCGUGUCGACAGCGCCGUGGAGACGCGUGUCAAGCGUCGAGGCAGUCUCGAAGCUGGCCCAGCUCCACUCCAAACACAGCGACAAUCCGACAAUCCAGAUGUGAACACACGCCAAAUGUUUCACAAGGAGUUUGCCAAGUCAUCGAUACAGUUCUACGACAACUUGCAACCGAACAGCGGCAGCAAUCAAACGCGUUUGCAGCGCAUGCGUCGCGAGGUGACGCCAAAGCUGACGGAUGUGGAGCCAGACAAACGUCAGUUGCUGCCACAUAAGAACGUGGAGCAGGAGGAUCCGAGUGCAGCACGACGCAAGCAAGCCUACAGCUCGAAGAUACAGUUCUACGAUUACGUCAACGUCAACGAAGGCGACGCCAUGCCAAACAACAACAGACGUCCCAAAAUGGACAUGAACAACAAGCGUGAAGUGGAGCUCAACUCGAAGAACAGUCCCAAGCUGCAGGUGAAGCAUAAUAUGCGGCAUCUGAGCGUGGAGCGUGAACAGCAGCUGCCACGCAUGGUCACCAAGAAGCCCCUGAAUGAUGGACCAAACUGGGAGCGAGAGCAAUAUGUGGAGCAAUCGAUGAGACGAGCUCCGGUGAUGCUGCCCAAGAAAAUACUGAAGCAACAGCGUCAGCAGCAGCCUUGGAUUGAGGAUUACGAGGAGGACUACAUAGACAAUGGCAUGCGGCAGCUGCAAUUGCGCAGUCCGGCGCCGUUGAAGAAGCAUGUUACCUACAACGAGGAGGCCGACGAGUAUGCCUACUAUGAUGAGGCAGCCACCGAGGGCCGACAGCUGAGGCAGUCGCUGUCUCAGCCAAAUAUGCGCACAGGAAGUGGCCGACAGCAGCAACAGCAGCGCGGUCCAUAUGUGGAAACUGGUCGCGAUACAAAAUCAUUAAACAACUAUAAUCAAAAGAGUCAUAAUAAUUAUAAAAACAAUAGCAACAACAACAACGAUUACAACAACGAGCUAAGCUUGCGCUCGCCACGGAAAAUGUUGCCAAAAUUGCCAGAGCUGGAAACAUCAGCGACUAGAACAACACAGCGAAGUCGCCGCUUUGAUGACACACUGCCAACAACAACAUCAGCAGCAGCAACAACAGUUGCCCCCGCAGAGGUGUCAAUGCUGGAGCAGCUGCCAUCUCCCUCUGACCCACGCAAGCACCUGCGCAGCAGCCUCUGCUUCAACGGCGACGCUUUGGUUGUCGAUGUGGGUGCCGCAGCGCCGUCGACGUCGGCAGUGGCGUUGGCGCGUCGCAGCUCUGCUGGGCAACGCGUCAGCGUCGGGCUGCCAGACUGAAGUCGUUAUUUGUGCUUUGUUUAUUUGUUAUUUGAUAUUUUUCCAAGUGUAACUGUGUGUGUUUGUUGAUUGAAUGCAACUCAAUGCUGAGCUGCUGCUGUCGUGCAAGCUUAAUUGAAUGCGUCAACCUGCCGCAGCGACUGCGACUGCGACGUCAACAGCAACAUCAUCAACAUCAUCUACAACGACUUCACCCACAAUCGCACAGCCAAAUCGAUGGCAUAUAAAUAAUUUAAGCAGCAUGCUAAUGAUCUUGCCUAAUAUGCCAGGCAAACAAAAAAAAAAAAAGAUUAUGAUAAUCACACAUUGUUGUUUGCCAGCCAAAAUGUAUUAAUUUAGUUUCAUAAUUGAGCUAAAAACAAACGAACUAACUUAGAAUACACAUAACUAUCUGUAUGCUAAGCAUUUAUUGUGCACAACUAAACUAAUAAAUAAAAUGUGUAUCUGUAAAAA